Molecule: messenger RNA, 1318 nt
Organism: Pseudogymnoascus verrucosus
Lineage: Eukaryota; Fungi; Ascomycota; Leotiomycetes; Thelebolales; Thelebolaceae
Exons: 2
Coding region: 298-1143 (281 amino acids)
Source: RefSeq, a predicted model, not a curated record
GCUGCCUCAUACUGGAUUUGAACGAGCCGACUACAUCGAGGAUCUAAAUGAACUAUGUAUCGAAGCAUGGCAGGAUAAGGGAGCGUAUUCCACCAGAGAUCAAUAUCGCAUGAGAUUCAAGAUAUAAUUCGAGAAAAACUUUCAAAUGUAGCGCCUGGAAAUUCUUUGGAAGAUUUGAAGGCCGUGAUAGAGAGGCUCUCCGCAGUAACCACAACUUUCGAGUCUGUUCUAGCAGAUGUCAUUGCACAGGAUCAGGAGCCUCCUCUCAAAAACAAUGCUUCUCCGAUAGUGAAAGAGAUGAAGAAUGUGCUCGAAUGGACCGAACUUCUUAACACCAAGGCCGACACCACUUCCUCCGAGCCUGAAUACCUCUUCCGCGCAUACAAGUAUACAGGCACAGAAACAGGGCGACCUACGUUUACCCCGGAGAUAGACGUACCUUUUAGCCUUGGGCAUAGGAGUACUAUUCCUGUCGAUGAAUUUAUAAGGGACUUGGCCGGGCAUCUUAGCAAGACCCGCAUGGAGACGGAAACAUAUUUUGUUUCAAUGAGUCCAAUGCUCGAGUGGACACUCCAUAAGGCAGGACAAAUAAGGGGAAAAAACAAAAAUACAAAAGUUGGCCUUGCUAUAUUUGAUGUUACGAAGCUAUGCAAUAACUCGGAUACAACUAUCUUCCGUGUUUGGGAUGUUCUAGAAUUUCUCAUACAAAAGAGCAAAGAAUACAUGAUCCCACAAGACGUCUCACGAUGGGCAAAAAAUUGCAACGAGUAUGUGUCUGUUGGUAAAAUCCCCGACAACGGCUUAGUAAGAUGGGUGAAGUGGGAAGAACUGUAUCCGUCUCCUGUUACUGUUAUUUCUUCUACGUUCGUCUGGUCCUAUACUAUUAAGGUGUUCCGUGACAAAGUAGUCCAACAAACGCUUGAGAUAGACGACAUCUGUGGCAGAAUUAUAAAUCUUGGGAAGGUUCUAGCUGGUCCGCAUGACAAUCUCAUCUUACCGUUAGUGUUGCUGAUUCUUAAGCCAACAAUCCGAUUUUGGGGCUUCAGUACUGAGAUGUCUGACGAUGUUAUUGAGGCGAGGAUACAUGAUCUCCUCGAUGACACAGCUGCAGAGAAGAUAGUUAAGCUCAACAUCAAGGAUUAGACUAAGGAAUUAGUAUCUUCUCGUUUCUGUUCCUUCUAUAAUAAUCCACGCACAUGGCAACUCAUAUACCAAGUAAUAUCUUACUCUAUAACUCUCAUCCACUCGCCGCUCCAACCUCCUCCGCCACUCCUUACCCACUUCAUCGUUUGUUGUGCCACUUCUCUAGAUGGCAAAG